Messenger RNA from Saccostrea cuccullata (small rock oyster), 3003 nucleotides. Its product is annotated as ubiquitin carboxyl-terminal hydrolase 1-like. Bases 475 to 2868 code for a protein of 797 amino acids. Lineage: Eukaryota; Metazoa; Mollusca; Bivalvia; Ostreida; Ostreidae. The record is from RefSeq and is a predicted model, not a curated record. Gene Ontology annotation, biological process: protein deubiquitination. The transcript has 10 exons. Gene Ontology annotation, cellular component: cytosol; nucleus. Gene Ontology annotation, molecular function: cysteine-type deubiquitinase activity.
ACAUUUUUAUUUUAUUUAUUUGUUCAAGGAUGUCAAAAGAGAAUGUUACCAACAACAUCCAAGUUGAAAUGGGCGCGUAAAAUCUGCUUCAGAAAGUGUGAAUGUUUUCAGAACAGGGUCGUUUCGGUCCGAUGCAAGACUCUCGUCCCAGAUAAUAUAACGUGAAAUAAUGUGUAAAAUUUUGAAAUACUAUUUAUGUCAUGUGUAAGUCUAGGAAGUCUUAAAAUGAAAUAUACUCAUCUUACUUGAAAUAAGGUCACACUAUGCAUAGUUAUUUAUUUGGCAGGUCUAAUUAAGAAAUGAGAGAAAAAAACAUAAUUCAUGGUUUGCCAGCAGUUAAAGGAACUUAAAGCUGUUGGAUUUAUUAAUUAGGUGUCACAGGAUUGUUUUUGGUUAUGUGCUGGUCAAAGGGCCUAUCCUGGGAAGCAAUGAUAAAAUCAAUGUAAUUCUAACUAACAAGUUGACCUGUGUGCCAUGGUUAUCGCUGAUGCUGAAAGUCCUGGUCCAAUGAAAAAGAGGCCGCGAUUGUCUCUCAAGGUCCACAAGAACAAUGACAGCAAAGAGGACACCAAAAUCGAAGAGCCGGAGACGGCACCAGCCGAGGAUGAAGAGGGCCAUAAAGCUGAUAAGGAGAUAAGUUUGGAUGAUUCCGUUGUGGCGUGCAACUCCAAAUCUGUGGUACCUGCAGCAGCAUCUUUAGAAAAUUUGGGUAAUACCUGUUUUCUGAACAGUGUGCUUCAAGUGCUAAGAUACACACCAGGUUUUCUGCCUGGGUUAGAACUCCUAUAUCAAGAAAUUGUGCAGGUUGAAAAGAUCAGAAAACAAGAUGUACUAAACAAAGAGGAUUCCAGUGUAUUUGACCCUUUGGAAGCCAAUAAGAGCAUACAUCUUGUGAAAGAUUUGUAUAGGCUGUAUAAAAAUAUGGAGCGGCGAGAAGAGAACCAUGAAGAAAUGGCAACCUCAGAUGUUAUGUCCAUGGCAGUCAAACCCCAGAAACUGCUCAACAUCAUCAGGGAGCUGAACCCAAUGUUUGAGGGAUGUCUGCAGCAUGAUGCCCAGGAGCUCCUCAGGUGCAUAUUAUCUUACCUUCAAGACUCGGAGAAAGACCUCUUCAGCAUCAAGAAAAAUGUCUGUGAAAAGUUGCCAAAAAAGAAUAAUGAGCCGCCAAAAAACUCCAUCAUGGAUCACUUCCUUUCAAGGUGUACGAGGGUAAAGCCAGAGAGCGGCCCCAAAAAUGUAUUUCACCGGCCAGAUAUUUUGGAUCAGAUUGAACAGAGCGAGGCAGCCAAAACCAGUGUUACCCACAGCACCACACCAGUGGAGGCAGAUACCGCUUGUCAGGUGCAGAAAGAGGUGUUAAAUACAGAGACCAUGAUCACACCAAAGCUCAAGACAGUAACACCCAGGAGGAGAAAGGCAAAUGAUGAACAGGAAUCUCAUAAAAAGGCUGAGAACAGCAGGAAAGUCCAAAGACCAAAUACUCCCAGGGCAAAGAAAGCAAUGGAUGAAUUAGACGGUGAUGCAGGUUUUGCGUUAAAAAACAAUGAAAAGAGGAAUAAGAAUUGUCAAAUUAAUGGUGUAGAUGUAGGGGAGGAAGAAAAUAUGGACAUUGACUGUAACAUAAAUGUUAAUUCUGAAAAUGGUAAGGUGAAUGGGGAGGAGGAUAAAAAUGAAAAGAAGGGGAAACAGCAGACAAUUCUUGGAAUGUUUCAAAACCAAAGGACGUGUAAAAGACUGGGUAUGAGUCGUUCUGUAUUGAGAAAUACCACCACAAAGCCUGGCACACCUCAUCCAGGAAAUGGAGUCCCCCUCAAUGGGGAGAAUAAAUCCAAUCAAGAUAAAGGGGAGGAGGUGGUGAAGUGUAGGUCCACCCCAAAUGUUGGGAAUUCUGUGAGUGGGUCUCCAGCGAAGAGCCACUCCUCCCCUGUCGUCAAAUUAGAAAAAUGUGACAAAGUCUGUAAUAGUCCCCUGAAGUCGGUUAGUGCUGAACUGGCCACCCAGAAAUUAUCACCAAGUAAAUCUACCUCUUCGCCAUCCAAGGCAAAUCCAAAACUGGCUAAACAGAAACUUGAUUUUGUGGUCAUACCUAAAAAUAAAGCAAGUACUAAUGUGAAUUUGAAAGCAACCAAAACAAACUUCAUAGAAAAUUUGUUUAUGGGGAAAAUGAUGUUGCGUACAAAAUGUUGUGAGUGUGAAAAUUGCAGGGAGCGGAUCGAGGAUUUUCAUGACAUAAGUGUACCAGUUCGUAGUGAGAAAGUCGAGGAAAGUGAUGAUGAGGAAGAAAAGGAGGAAGACAGUGACUCGUGCUUGAGGAAGCUGAUGUUUGCAUUCACAGAGGUAGAACGCCUGCAGGCAGACAACAAGUAUUUCUGUGACACCUGUUUGACUCACGUGGAGGCUGAGCGAUCUCUGCAUUACCAGGGGCUUCCCAACAUCCUGACAUUACACCUCAAACGAUUCUCUACUAGCUCAGGAAUGUUUGGCUACGUAUCCAAGAUAAAUGACCAUGUGUCCAUACCGCUGUCUCUCCCUUGUCUGAGGUACAAGUGUCCCAGCCCCUGUAGUAGGCCUGACCAUAGGUAUUUGUUAUAUGCAAUUAUCACUCAUGCUGGAGUGACCUUGACCUCGGGACACUACCUUUCCUAUGUCCAUGUGCCAAAAACUAAUAGUUCCACUUGUCCCUUUUUGUCCAUCACCGGUCAGCAUUACCCCGGACAAUGGCUCGAGUGUGACGACGAAACAAUACGAGUCCACGACGAGGAAAAAUUCAGUCACAUGUUACGUGGGGAGGAUGGUUCUCUGAUGGGGACACCCUAUGUCUUGUUCUACUACCGCAAUACGCCCGUGUCUUCUUGGUCGCAACGAUAAUGACCUUAGUUUAAUGUUAGAAAUAACAUUUUUUUUAUUUAAUUGAUUGACAAUGACUUAACAGGGAUUUUAUGAAUUCUAAAAAUUUUUUCUGGUUGUUUAACAACAAUAAAAGUGUUAAAAUAUUGAAUAUUU